Messenger RNA from Mercurialis annua (annual mercury), 489 nucleotides. RefSeq lists its product as uncharacterized. Bases 1 to 489 code for a protein of 162 amino acids. NCBI's taxonomy places the organism in Eukaryota, Viridiplantae, Streptophyta, Magnoliopsida, Malpighiales, Euphorbiaceae. Gene Ontology annotation, molecular function: zinc ion binding. The record is from RefSeq and is a predicted model, not a curated record. The transcript has 2 exons.
AUGAAAGAUAGAACAUGCACUUGCAAGAGAUUCGAAAUUGAUGAAAUACCGUGUCAACAUGCAGUAGCGAUUAUCAAUGAAAUGAAUCGAGAUCCAUAUCAGUAUUGUUCAAUCUACUACAUGAAAGAAACUAUACUAGAAAUGUAUAGUGAAACAGUAUUUCUAAUGGCGAAAGAAGAUGAAUGGGAUAUACUACAACAAGUAAAAGACUUUAUUUUAUUACCGCCACAACAUAAAACAAAAAGCGGAAGGCCAAAAACGCAAAAGUUUAAAUCUCCUUGGGAAAAACUGAAAAAUGGAAAGUGUACUAGAUACAUAUAUGAUACAUUUUGGAUACAUAUUGGAUGUUUUAUGCCAGAUGCAUCUUUCAACACUGUGAUCACUUCACUAAAUAUGUGUUUAUGUCAGAUACAUCUAUUAUACAUCUUUGAUACAUCUUUAUUGUUUAUGCCAGAUACAUCUCAUAUGUUUUUGAUAUUUCAAAAGUAA